GUGGGAUCGGCCCUUUUGUUCCCCCACGCACUUGAGACGCCGGCGGCGCCUUUGGUUUGGCCAGCCAUGGAGUCGCUGUCCUUCCUGGAUUGUGGGGAGAGAGAUACAGAUCUGUUCACAUGGAGCACCGCCUAUGUGGUGACAGCCGUUUGUGCUGUGAGUGCCGUGCUGGCGAGCUGUAGCAAGGACACCCAGAGUAGACAGCUCUUCUUGAUCUUCGCACUGGUCACCGGCCUUUCGUUCGGUUUGAGCGGAGCCUCCCAUAUGAUGAUCUACGAGCUGCAAGAGGGGGGCCGACGGUGUGGAUCCACCUGGGCAGAGGAUCACCAUGAGUGGAUGUACAGUUGGCUCUUCUCCUUGGCCUUUUCGCCCUUCUCGCCCGCUGCCUUGGCAGCACUCUCCAUAAGCACCACGGAGAUCAGUGGCCGGAUCAUCGGCAUCAUCGCCGUCUUCUCGAUGGCCUUCUCUGUGGCAGCCCUGCAGGUCUAUGAGUUUGCCACCUCCUACGUGGUGACGCCUGUCUACUCCCGAAGCGUCAUGUUCAUCAAUGUGGGUAUUGCUGUGGUGGUGCCGGCCUGUGAGGCGAAGCUCCGGCAAUCCUCGCUGGCGGCGAUGACGAGCGCCGCCUUUUUCCUCGUGGGAGGUUUGGUGGUCCAGACCACCAGGGGCCUCAGCUUCGAGUCCUUCACACAGAAUGCCAUGUUCCAUUGCCUGGUGACCGUUUCCGUCGUGGCUGCUUGGUUCGCCAGUCAGGCAAAGUCCUUGGAAGGCGUAGUGGAGGAUCGAAAGCUAUUUCAGCCCUAUCAACACGUCGAGCAAGAUGUAAAGCGAGCGCGGCAGGAGGAGAUGGCAGAGGAUGAGGCAUGUUACUGUUGCUUCCGCACACGGCAGCAGGAGCCACGCUUCGCCCCAUUGAAGCCACAGGACUGGAGCGACCGGUCAUCGUAGCGGAACAAGGUGAUCCAGAUUGCUGACGAUUCCCGAAUCUUGGGGCAGGGACCAAGACCGCGACCGCGAAGACCGCGACCGCGUGUUUUCUCCAACAGGAGCCAGGUGGACCCCAAGAUGAUGACACAGUCGCCGUGACACCUGGUGGUUGGUGUUUGGUCGAGAAGCCGAAAUCGGGGCAUUUAUGAGCGAAAACGGGUG
This is a messenger RNA of Durusdinium trenchii, 1149 nucleotides long. Lineage: Eukaryota; Dinophyceae; Suessiales; Symbiodiniaceae. The record is from the annotation of a GenBank genome assembly.